GCGUCACAGCUCCGAGGACUCUGGGAACUGCCGCUCGCUCCACAGGCUGCACGCUUGCGCAAAAGCGCUAGCGGUCGCCCUUCCCCCACCUGCAGUCGCGAGUGGGUGACAGAGCCCCCUUCUCCGCGAGCCUCGUGACCCGGAACCGCGAGUGGAGGCUAAACCCCUCCAGCUGUGCCUUUGUGCUUCUGUGCCUUCACCCCAACCCAGAAAAUGAUGGGGUCCCAGGGAUCCGUUUCAUUCACUGAUGUAACUGUGGACUUCACCCAGGAGGAGUGGGAGCAGCUGGAUGCCUCACAGCGGGUUCUGUACAUGGAUGUAAUGCUGGAGAACUACAGCAACUUACUUUCAGUGGAAGUGUGGAAGGCUGAUGACCAGGUGGAGAAGGACCCCAGAGACCUGCAGAGGCAGUCGAGGUCACUUACAGCCAUCAAGAACCAACCAAUUGAAGAAAGAGGCAGUCUUUUUGGAAAGACAUUAAAUCUGAACACAGACUUUGUUUCAUUAAGACAAGUUCCCUAUAAAUAUGAUUUAUAUGAAAAAACUUUGAAGUACAGUUCAGACUUACUUAGCAGUAGAAACUGUGUAAGAAAGAAAGGAGAUGGGUGUGGUGGAUUUGGGGAACCACUUCUGUACCUGAAGCAAGAGAAACCCCACGCUGGACUGGAAUACUCAGAAUAUAACGGAAAUGCAAGGGCUCUCAGCCAUAAGGACACCAUCUUUAAACAUCAGAAAAUUAAGAGCUUGGUUCAGCCUUUUGUCUGUAACUACUGUGACAAGACCUUCUCCUUCAAGUCGCUGCUCGUUAGUCACAAGCGGAUCCACACAGGCGAGAAGCCUUAUGAGUGUGAUGUGUGCCAGAAAACCUUCUCCCAUAAGGCCAACCUCAUCAAACAUCAGAGAAUUCAUACCGGAGAGAAACCCUUUGAAUGUCCCGAGUGUGGGAAGGCCUUUACCCACCAGUCAAACCUUAUUGUGCACCAGAGAGCGCACAUGGAGAAGAAGCCCUAUGGAUGCAAUGAGUGUGGAAAGACAUUUGCUCAGAAGUUUGAACUCACCACACACCAGAGAAUUCAUACAGGAGAGCGGCCCUACGAGUGUAAUGAAUGCGCAAAAACCUUCUUUAAGAAAUCAAACCUCAUCAUACACCAGAAAAUUCACACAGGGGAGAAACGCUAUGAGUGCAGCGAGUGCGGGAAGUCAUUCAUCCAGAACUCGCAGCUCAUCAUCCACAGGAGAACUCACACUGGGGAGAAGCCCUACGAGUGCACAGAGUGUGGCAAGACGUUCAGCCAGAGGUCAACGCUUAGGCUACACCUGAGAAUCCACACGGGGGAGAAACCCUACGAGUGUGUGGAGUGUGGGAAAGCCUUCAGCAGGAAGUCUCGCCUCAGCGUCCACCAGAGGGUUCACAUGGCAUAGUCCUGAGGCUCAGGCAGACAGCUGCAGAAAACCUGUCAGGCCAGAAUUCUUCCAGUGAGGGGAGAAGCCCUCAUGAAGAUGCUGAAGGAACUUGGGGAAAUUCUAUUGAGAUGUAAUCAAUCUCAAAAAAAGAGGAUACCUAAGAAUAUUAUACUGAGGGCUGGAGAGAUGGCUCAGCGGCUAAGAGCCCUUCCCCCUGAGUUCAACUCCCAACAACCACAUGAUGGCUCAUAACCAUCUGUAAUGGGAUCCAAUGCCACCUUUGGGUGUGUCUGAAGAGAGAGACAGUGUACUCAUAUACAUAAUUUUUUUAAAAAAAGAUUAUACUGAAAGUUAUACUAUCCAGCUAAAGAGUACAUAUCCAAAUAUAUGUAUGUAUUUCAGUACGUAUAUAUCCAGAUCAAUUGUAAAUAGACACACUCAGCUCUGUU
Molecule: messenger RNA, 1853 nt
Organism: Mus pahari (shrew mouse)
Lineage: Eukaryota; Metazoa; Chordata; Mammalia; Rodentia; Muridae
Gene: Zfp1
Product: ZFP1 zinc finger protein
Exons: 4
Coding region: 214-1422 (402 amino acids)
Biological process (GO): regulation of transcription by RNA polymerase II
Molecular function (GO): RNA polymerase II cis-regulatory region sequence-specific DNA binding; DNA-binding transcription factor activity, RNA polymerase II-specific
Source: RefSeq, a predicted model, not a curated record